AUGGAAGACAGAGAUGAGCAUGUCGCGCGACGGGCCUAUCACACGCACGGCGUCGCGUGGGCGUACCAGUCCUGGCCCUUCGCCUUCUUCGUCGUCGAGGCGCGGUCGGUCGAGAUGGCUUUGGAUAUUGAAGGCAAGCCCUUCGCAGGAAACGAGUCAAACGUGUUCGACCUCGACAGCGACUGGCCAGCUUACUUCUGCAUUGGCGGCGGCACGACGGCGGCGACGGACUCUUGCUCAAUGGCGUGGGGCGUCCCGUGGGUGCUGUGCGAGGCGAGGCGGAUGUUGGCGACGCGGGGCUCGUGGACGUGGAGUACGACUGCUCAGGCGUGUCGGGGCUCGUGGGCGGACUUGGGUACGCUGUGCUGGCGUCGACAGGCAUGGGGGUGGGCUUCGGUGACGACAUUGACGGAUGCCUGGCGAAGCUCGGGGUGGUGGUGGACGUGGCACCGUAUGGCGUCAAUCGAUGGUACCGGUGUCGGCGCAGGCGAGGGGAGCACGUACCUACAUAGGGUACAGCCCGGUCCUUUCGUGGCCCUUGAAGUUCCUCCGCAACUUCGCCUCGAACUCCUUCAGCGCUGCCAGUUCGAUGUUGAGCUGCUACUCGAGCGCAUCUGGGACGACACGUACUCGAACAAGUCGUGGAGAAUCGUGGGCCAGGGCAUGUUCGGCCUCCGCGAGAUCAAUCAGAGAGUGCGAGAGAUGUGUUCUUACCCCGAGCGGCAGCUCGACAUCGAACUGGCAGCGCUGAGGGAGUUCGAGGUGAAGGUGCGGAGGGACUUCAAGGGCCACGAGCCAUAUGCCACCGUACCCCAGCUCGCUCAGUGCCCCGACAAUUUCAACAUCCUUAAGCAGUCAUACGCGGCCUCGCCGCCUCGCUGCCGCGCAGCACCACGGGACACACACGCGAUCGACCAAGACCCCGUCGCCGUUGUCGUGCCGCUACCGCUGCGAACGCAGGCGAGCAAAACCCUCUCGCGGUCAAAUACGCUCGAGUCGAUCCCCGCGAAGGAGUUCCCUUCAAUAUCGACGACCCCUUCGACCGACCGCUCUUCGGCGGCGAAUAACUUAAAGGCAGAAGGCCAAGACUUCCCGAGAUCAACUAAAAUCUCCUUGGUCCUCCCCAAGGGCGAACGCAACAUUGUCACCAUGCUCGCCGCGCACCGGUGCAUCUAG
Fomitopsis serialis is the source of this 1176-nucleotide messenger RNA. RefSeq lists its product as uncharacterized. The transcript is spliced from 5 exons. The record is from RefSeq and is a predicted model, not a curated record. Bases 1 to 1176 code for a protein of 391 amino acids. NCBI's taxonomy places the organism in Eukaryota, Fungi, Basidiomycota, Agaricomycetes, Polyporales, Fomitopsidaceae.